This is a messenger RNA of Entrophospora candida, 426 nucleotides long. Lineage: Eukaryota; Fungi; Glomeromycota; Glomeromycetes; Entrophosporales; Entrophosporaceae. The record is from the annotation of a GenBank genome assembly.
AUGGGUAAAAAAACUGGUCAUGAGAAUGGAAGAAAAGAAGUCAAAAGCGACAAUAAAAAAGUUGAAGAUGUUAAAUCAAUGAUUGUAAACACAGAACUUGGUGUUGUUGAUAUUGGUAAAGAACAAUUAAUAUCUUCAAAAUCUACACCUACGCCUACAUCCACGACCAUUACUAAUAGUUCUGGAAUAAAUGAAUCGAUGACUACUCAACAAAAAGAGCAUCAGCUUUCCCAUCUAGCUAAUCAGGCAUCAAAUAAUUCAAUUCAGUUGGCAAAACAUGUACCAAGAAAUAGAAAUAAGUAUUGCACAAAACUCAGGUACAGAACAACAACCAUAAAUGCAUUAUCAUCUAGUAGUCCACUUAUUUCUGGAUUUGGUGUAGCAGGCAGACAUGCGAAUGAGUUGUCAAAACUACUGAUAUGCUAG